Molecule: messenger RNA, 432 nt
Organism: Mollisia scopiformis
Lineage: Eukaryota; Fungi; Ascomycota; Leotiomycetes; Helotiales; Mollisiaceae
Product: thioredoxin-like protein 4A
Exons: 3
Coding region: 1-432 (143 amino acids)
Biological process (GO): mRNA splicing, via spliceosome
Cellular component (GO): U4/U6 x U5 tri-snRNP complex; spliceosomal complex; U5 snRNP
Source: RefSeq, a predicted model, not a curated record
AUGGGCUCAGUUGUAUUGCCUCAUCUUAUUACUGGAUGGCACGUCGACCAGGCCAUCAUGUCUGAAGACGAGCGUCUGGUCAUUAUCCGCUUCGGUCGUGAUUGGGAUCCUGAUUGUAUGCGACAGGAUGAGGUCCUCUAUCGUAUUGCCGACCGUGUCAAGAACUUCGCUGUCAUCUACGUCUGCGAUCUCGAUCAAGUCCCCGACUUCAAGCAGAUGUAUGAACUCUACGAUCCUAUGACCCUCAUGUUCUUCUUCCGCAAUAAACACAUGAUGUGCGAUUUCGGUACCGGUAACAAUAACAAACUCAACUGGGUUCUGGAGGACAAGCAGGAGUUGAUCGAUAUCAUCGAGACGAUUUACCGUGGAGCGAAGAAGGGUCGUGGUUUGGUUGUUAGUCCAAAGGAUUACUCCACUAGAUACCGAUACUAA